CUCCUCCUCCUGCGUCCUCCUCCUCCUCCUCCUGCUCCUCCUCCUCCUCCUCCCUGAUUUCGGAGCCACUGGGUACGGUAGUCGGUGGGCAGGAAAGGGGCAUGUCGGGCGGGCAGGAGAUCGCAAGGAGGCGCCAGUUACUUGCGCUUCUUUCGGCCAGAUCCGAGUGGCGCGCGUUUUUACGCGCGGGGGGCGCUUCUGGAGCGCGCCGUGGCUUUGUGGAGAAGCCCGUUUCCUCCUUUUCGCCCGACGGGCGGCUGAGCAACGGACCGGACCGCACUCAGGACGGUAGAUGGCGGGGUGGCUGUUCAGGUUUUUCAAACCUGUUGGAUCGAACGCCGCAGCAGCUUCUGCAUUCGGGCGAUGCUCUAAAUCGGUUGAGUCCCCAGCCUUGCUGACAGAUGGCCUAAAGGAUUUCCCUACUUGUAAAGCUCAGCAUGGAUGCUCAGCCUGUGGUCCUGAGUGUGGGCUCUUCUCCUUACACCACUCAGAGUGAUUUUCCAGUCCCGCUGAAAAAGUUUUAUCAGGGUGAACCUUUGGCUCUGGGGAUCACACAGAUAUUCAUAGGAAUCAUACAAAUUAUCUUUGGGAUGCUGAUCAACAUAAUUAAUGAGAAUGAGAUUUUCUACCUUGUUGUAUGGAUGCCCUAUUGGAGUGGAAUCUUGUACAUCAUCUCCGGAUCCUUAGCUGUGGUAGCUGCUCGGAAUCCCAGGAUGCCUCUGGUACAAAGCAUGGUGGCCAUGAAUGUGUUAAGUACUGUAGCAGCUGGAUUGGGCCUGGCAUCCCUGUUCGUCAGCUUCAGCGUACUCUUUCCAUUCGAUUUGUCUUGGUAUUGCCACAACCUUGAAAUAGAAAUUCAGGAAAAGUGUAAUCCAAUCCGGAAUAUUGGCAGAGGAAUACUGAUUGUUCUUACUCUGUUCACCGCCCUGGAGUUCUGUAUCACCAUUUCAGUUGCGUCUUUUGGAUGUAAGAUGCUUUGCCGAGAUACCUUCCCUGAAAAAAUUGUGGUCGUUUAUCAGAAUGUGUCUCCUGCCAGGGCUGAACAAUGUCCUCCCCUCGACUGUAAACAGGAAGGAAUUCAGUCCUGACUUGCUUUUCUUUCAUAGCAGCCAUUCUGGAGUGCAUUCACCUCCUGCAUCUUGAAGCCUUACACUUUUUUUAAAGGUCGUUUUUGAUCAGGGGAACAUAAAGGCUUUUAAUGGACGAAGGAGGGGCAAAGGAUCAUCUGUAAAAGAUCUUGUCAAUGUUCAUUGUUGCUGGUUAAAAUAUCAUUUAAUGAGCGGGUCGGCUGAGCCGUGGUGGCGCAGUGUUUAGAGUGCAGUACUUCAGGCUACUUCUGCCGGCUGCCGGCUGCCUUCAAUUUGGCAGUUUGAAUCUCACCAAUGGUGAAUCACUUCUGAAAUUGUUGCCAAGAAAAUAUCAUAGACUUGUCCAGCCAAUCCAAACUAUCAAAACUGACUCAAAGACCCCACCGAAACAAAACAAAACAAAAAUAGUUAGGAUUCUGGUUGACUUGGUAAGUUGAUUUGGGGUUGAUGCCGUUGUUCCUAAAUUGUAGGUGGCAGCCGCAAUGGUAUAAGACAGUGAUGGCAAGCCUUUUUCUUAUGGCAUGCCAAAAUUGGGUGUGUGCCCACACCAAUUUAA
Thamnophis elegans (Western terrestrial garter snake) is the source of this 1644-nucleotide messenger RNA. RefSeq names its product membrane-spanning 4-domains subfamily A member 15-like. The record is from RefSeq and is a predicted model, not a curated record. The coding region runs from base 438 to 1088 and encodes 216 amino acids. Gene Ontology annotation, cellular component: membrane. NCBI's taxonomy places the organism in Eukaryota, Metazoa, Chordata, Lepidosauria, Squamata, Natricidae. The transcript is spliced from 7 exons.